GAUAGCCCUCCUCUUGCUCACCGUACCUCGCUCGCAAUCGAUCGAUCUCUCCUGCAUAUAUGCUUGAUCUGAUCUCUCCUUAAUUAUAAGCUACACAAGGCAAUAUUGUACUAAUUAAGUAGCCGAUCGACCAAGGCAGUACGUGUUGGCGUUUGCUGAUAAUCCUUGGAAAUGGCGGCAGCGGAAGCAGCAGCGCCCAUCCACGAUGAGGCUGAGGACGACUUACCGUACGAGACAAUUGUGACGAGGAAGAUAAAGGCCAACCACAGGAAGUCCGUUGUGAAGCUGCUGAUCCCAGUUAUGAACAAGCUGGGAAAGCCCGGGACGGUGGGUGGCACGGGGUACAUCGUGUACAACGCCGGGCGCAAGUUCCUGAUACUGACCUGCUCGCACGGGCUGGACACGUGGAUCUGCCCGGAGCCUAUCAGGGUCUUGUUCGACAACCUGGUGGUGGCGCAGGCGCUGGUGAAGGUGUGUGAGCGGAAGAAGGAGGUGGCCAUCCUGUCCGUGGAUGUGUCCCUGAAGCACCGGGAGCUCACCGACGCGGGCGAGUACCCUCCCGUGGCGUUCGACCACCAGCCAGUCAGGAAAGGGGACCCACUUGUGCUCCUAGGCUACCCUUGGCCUUCCAGCAAGACUGGCUCCACUAACCUGGGAAGUUUCUUCGGCUCUGUCACCAACGAGGCAGCUCUUGUCGGAAAACUGAAAGACACCCCUCCCGAAGAACACAUGAUGACUGUCAACGCUGAUUACUCCGGUGCAGGCGGGUCAUCAGGCGCACCUGUUUUUAGAGGCGAAAAUGGCAAGGUUGUGGGCACUAAUGUUCACGGUGGCAAAGAGGUCUUGUGCUUUGUCACGGUGAGCUGGAUUCAGGAUACACUGAGGAAUUUACAGGAGGUCAAAAAGUCCGGACUUGGACCGAAUGCAACCAUUGAGGAGAUUCUGGAAUCAUGCUUCGCUUUGCUUAAAAGCGACGAAGCUGGCCCAUCAUCAAGGAUCACCAGUCCGUCGUCCUAGUGUAUCUAAUGCAUGCGACUUCAGGCAAAGUGCAACCUUUAAUAUUUAUGCAUGACGAGACGUGCGGUUCUCUAUACCUCUCCGGUGAUAAGCAGUGAAGGGAAUUGGGUUAAAUGGAUUAUGCACUUAUGCCAUAUGUGGCCUGAUGAUAUUUAUAUUUAUAUAUAUGUACCAGGAGAUUUUAUUUAGAAUGUAUCAGAGAUUCAGAGUACGUAGUUCCCGAACAUAUAUAUGAGGGAGCUCAAUUAAUCAGCGCAGCUCAAGCCUGCCUCUAUCUAUUUAAUUAGACGAUUGAGAACUGAGAAUAUAUAUGUUUGUUAUGCCCUCAAUUUAUUUAAGAAUGCAGGA
Molecule: messenger RNA, 1365 nt
Organism: Oryza sativa Japonica Group (Japanese rice)
Lineage: Eukaryota; Viridiplantae; Streptophyta; Magnoliopsida; Poales; Poaceae
Source: RefSeq, a predicted model, not a curated record